Messenger RNA from Carya illinoinensis, 1614 nucleotides. Its product is annotated as protein FAR-RED ELONGATED HYPOCOTYL 3-like. Lineage: Eukaryota; Viridiplantae; Streptophyta; Magnoliopsida; Fagales; Juglandaceae. The transcript is spliced from 5 exons. Gene Ontology annotation, molecular function: zinc ion binding. The record is from RefSeq and is a predicted model, not a curated record. Bases 1 to 1614 code for a protein of 537 amino acids.
AUGGCUAGCAUUCGAGCGAAUAAGAGUUACGGAUCUCUCGUUGUUGGUGUGGGUGGGUUCGAGAAUCUCCCAUUUUUGAAAAAGGACUGUCGUAAUUAUAUUGACAAAUCAAGACAUCUACGACUUGGCGCAAGUGGUGCCAGAGCACUUCGACAGUAUUUUUUAAGGAUGCAAUACAAAAAUCCUGGGUUCUUUUAUAUGAUGGAUAUAGAUGAUGACGGAAGGUUAAAGAACGUCUUUUGGGCAGACCCCCGUAGUAGAGCAGCGUACCAAUAUUUUGGUGACGUGGUCACAUUUGACACCACAUACCUAACGAAUCGAUAUGGGAUGCCAUUUGCACCAUUUGUUGGUGUAAACCACCAUGGACAGUCAAUUUUGUUGGGAGCAGGGUUGAUUUCUAGCGAGGAUAUUGAGACGUUUGUGUGGUUAUUUGAGACAUGGUUGCAAUGCAUGGAUGGUAACACUCCGAAAUCUAUUAUCAUUGAUCAAGAUAGGGCGAUGAAAAAUGCAAUCAGGAUUGUCUUUCCAAAUACCCGGCACAGAUUUUGUCUUUGGCACAUACUGAAGAAAGUUCCGGAGAAGCUUGGCUCAUAUGGAUUGUUUUUGGGCUGGAAUGAGUACCACGCAGCGAAGCGAGAGCAUGAAUGCAUUUUUGACGGUUAUGUACAUUCUAGGACAAACUUAAAGGAGUUUGUAGACCAAUUUGAUAACGUGUUGAAAAAAAAAAUUGAGAAUGAAAAUCUCGCGAACUUCCAUUCAUUUAAUGUCACAAUCUCCUGCAUAUCUAGAUCUCUGAUUGAAAAGAGGUUCCAAGAGUUGUACACGAUUGCUAAGUUCAAGGAAGCUCAGCAACAAGUGAACGGUAUCAUUGAUUUGAAUCCAAAGUUACAUAAUUAUGUUGGUGCCGUAAAGACAUAUAUGGUUGACGAUGAAGUUUGUUUGGAAGAGUUUACUAAGUUGAUUAAAUACUUUGUGGAGUUUAGUGAGAUUGAUGCAGUUGCAAAGUGCUCAUGUGGAUUAUUUGAGAUGAGGGGAAUAUUGUGUCAGCACAUUUUGGCCGUAUUCAGGUGUAACGAUAUCAAAUAUUUGCCGAAGAUGAUUACCCAUACAGUGGGUUUGAGUAAGCAUACUGAGGAUGCGAUGACUAAAUUAGAGGCAAUGAUUGAGCUUUAUCGUGCCAAUGAAGAACCACCAUCGAUGACUCAAAUUGGUUCCAAUGUUGAUAGUACGGCAAAUGCCACUACGAUCGGUGGGACUGGGGAAGUACACAGCUCACGUGUGGUUAAAGGAAAAUGCAGACCUCCAUCUCUGAGGAGAGCAUCCAAGAUGAAGAUAGACAUGCGGAAAGCGAAAGUAAAGACAAAGAAAGCACCAGCAAAGGGGAAGCGUAAAGAGCGAGAAGGAGUACACACCCGAGUCACGGAAAGAGAAAAUACGCCUAUUGUGGAAGUAUGCAGGAAUUUAUUUGGCACUUCUAAGCUUGAUGUGUCUAACAUGCAGCCAAUGGCAGAGAGAGAAAGCACGGCUUCAGCUCUUUUUGAAACCCAACCACAAGAAAUAGUGCUGCAGAGUCAAAAAAGCGUAAGUGAUCCUGCCUCAUUUUCGAGUUUGUGA